Astyanax mexicanus (Mexican tetra) is the source of this 1449-nucleotide messenger RNA. RefSeq names its product gastrula zinc finger protein XlCGF7.1-like. The transcript is spliced from 2 exons. The record is from RefSeq and is a predicted model, not a curated record. The coding region runs from base 288 to 1214 and encodes 308 amino acids. NCBI's taxonomy places the organism in Eukaryota, Metazoa, Chordata, Actinopteri, Characiformes, Acestrorhamphidae.
AGGGUCUGAGUUUCUGUAAAAGACUCUAUAAGGGUUCUAUAAAGCUGAGAGUGUGGAGUCUGGAGUGUUUUGGAGCUCUGUUGUCGCGCAGCUCUGGAGGAACAGGAUCAGUUGAAGUGUAGAAGAAUGAAUGCUGUCCUGUUCCAAUGCUUCUCCAGCUGAAGUUCAUCUCUGCAAUGAAGAUAUUUCACAUAGAUCAGUGUUAAGCUGCUGAAAGAGGUUAAGUACAAGGCAUCCAGAAGAAUUUCUAGUACUGGUAAACAUUGUUUGCUGUAUCUCACAGAAAAAUGAAGCCAAGUCCAGGCAAAGACAUAAUUAACUGUUUAGACUGUGGCAAGAUUUGUACAACAAAGAGUUCCCUCAAAACACACCAGCGCGUUCACGGAGGAGGUAAACCACAUCAGUGUUCAGACUGUGGGAGCAGUUUUAGUCAAUUAGGUAUUUUCAAAAUACACCAGCGCAUUCACACAGGAGAGAAACCAUACCUGUGUUCAGACUGUGGAAGCAGUUUUGCAACAAAGAGUCAUCUCAAAAUACACCAACGUGUUCACACAGGAGAUAAACCACAUCAGUGUUCAGACUGUGGAAAGAGCUUUAAUCAACGGAGUAAUCUUAAAACACACCAGCGCAUUCACACAGGAGAGAAACCACAUCGGUGUUCAGACUGUGGAAAGAGUUUUACUACACAAAGUGCUCUCAGAACACACCUGCGCAUUCACACGGGAGAGAAACCGUAUUACUGCUCAGACUGUGGCAGUAGUUUUGGUCAACUGAGUACCUUCCAAACACACCAGCGUGUUCACACAGGAGAGAAACCGCAUCACUGCUCAGACUGUGAAAAGACUUUUACUACACAGAGUGAUCUCAACAAACAUCAGCACAUUCACACUGGAGAGAAACCGUAUCCCUGCUCAGACUGUGGAAGCAGUUUUAGUCAACUGAGUGCUCUCAAAACACACCAGCGUGUUCACACAGGAGAGAAACCGCAUUACUGCUCUGAAUGUGGGAGCAGUUUUAGCCAACUGAGUAUUCUCAAUACACAUCAGCGCAUUCACACAGGAGAGAAACCGCAUUACUGCUCAGACUGUGGGAGGAACUUCAGACAUUUCAUUACAUUUCAGAGACAUAAGUGCACAUCAGUCACAGGAGUGGGCAUUAACGCAUCCCUGAUCCCAGACCAUAUCGUAAAGUGGAGUGAGGACACCCCGACCUAAAGGUCCUGCAUUAAUUGUUUUCCAAAUGUAUAUUCUUGAGUGAUUUCUGAUCUUUAAUAUAUAUCUCUAUAUAUAUGGCUGUGUCACAUACAGUCAAUACAAAAACUUGAAUAUAGAUUGGAGUUGUUUUCUGCAUUUUAAAGACACUUUUUCUGUGUUGGAAAGAAAAUGUGAAUUAAAAUGUCGUGAGCUUGACCAAAAGGAAUGUAUAAAAAGGACGUGAAGAGAUACCUAA